GUUGUUUCGCAAACCCACAGCCUGACUUUACGAGCUUGACAGACAACAAUGUAUACAGAGAGAGAUAUACGUAUAGAGAGAGUGAGAUAAUGUGAAAGUGUUAUCAGAGAGAGAGAGAGCGAGAGCGAGAGAGAGAGAGAGAUAAUGGCUCCAAAGAAGGCUGCGGCGGGGAGAGUUAACCCGCAGAACGAAGAGGUGCGUUACAGGGGCGUGAGGAAGAGGCCGUGGGGGAAGUACGCGGCGGAGAUCAGAGAUCCCGCUCGGCGGACGCGCGUUUGGCUCGGGACGUUCGAGACGGCGGAGGAGGCCGCUAGGGCUUACGACAAGGCGGCGAGGGAGUUUCGCGGCGCAAAGGCGAAGACUAAUUUCGCGCCGCCGCUAGGAGAUCAUCAAUUUCCUCUCAAUUUUGGGAAGAAAUUGGGAGAAAACAACCAAAAUCAGAGCCCUAGCCACAGCAGCACUGUGGAGUCGUCGAGCCGCGACGGCGGAAUCUUCUCGCCGACACCGGAUCUCGGCUUCCGAGGUCCUCCCGCCGGAAAUCCGGCGUGGUUUCCGUCGAUGAACUAUCCUCCCUCCGGUUCUCCUCCUGUUUUCCCGGUCGCCGUAAAUCUCUCCAGCCAGACGUUAUACCUCGACGCGCUGGCGCGAGGCGCGACGACGGCGAUUCCCCCGCCCAACCGUCACCUGGAGACGGUGGAUUUCCUCGGCGGCGGCGCCGGAACUCCGACCGAGUCAGACUCGUCCUCAAUCAUUAACAAUCAGCCGAAAAAGGGCGGCCUAAACCUAGAUCUCAACCUGCCGCCCCCGGAAACUUGAAGAAAUUGAAUAUCGGUGGGCGUGUCGGCGCCGCCGUGGAAAAUAGGAAAAGGAAAAGGAAAAGCUGAUCUAACUUUUUGGCAUCAGAUCAGAGAAAAUCGAUAGAAUUUACUACAUUUUGCAGGCUGUUGGUUAUUUAGCGGACACGGUUUUGCGUGUCCCCUUAGAUUAUAACCUUUAUCUCGCAAAUUAAAUGUGAUGUGUUUUUGUAUAGUAACAAGAAUUUCUCAGAAAUUCUUGUUUUCAAUUAUCAUUAUUAUUAAUAUAAUUAUUUAAUUUUAGAUUAA
Messenger RNA from Ipomoea triloba (trilobed morning glory), 1103 nucleotides. Its product is annotated as ethylene-responsive transcription factor 4-like. The transcript has a single exon. The record is from RefSeq and is a predicted model, not a curated record. Gene Ontology annotation, molecular function: DNA-binding transcription factor activity; DNA binding. The coding region runs from base 145 to 816 and encodes 223 amino acids. Lineage: Eukaryota; Viridiplantae; Streptophyta; Magnoliopsida; Solanales; Convolvulaceae. Gene Ontology annotation, biological process: regulation of DNA-templated transcription.